This is a messenger RNA of Physcomitrium patens, 12807 nucleotides long. Lineage: Eukaryota; Viridiplantae; Streptophyta; Bryopsida; Funariales; Funariaceae. The record is from RefSeq and is a predicted model, not a curated record.
UUAUUUAUGGUUUUUUUAUCAAGGGGUGGAUUUGAAUUCACGCAAAAGAUAGCAAAUGCAGGGUUAGGGUCUGGCCGAGGUGAGGGGAUGGUCUAGUCAGAAAAAUCUGUUUGUUUUUUCUCUCUACUUGGAAGGAGUGGAACGGAGGUGAGCCGAAUGCGAAAGGAGAGCUUGUGCGAUGAUGUUGGUGAUGAUGUUGAUGCGAGUGAACCUUGGAGCCUCGAGCAUCUCUCCCCAUUCAACGCUUGCAAGGCGUCCUGCUCUAGCUGCUGGGACUAGGCCAUUUCGAAUGGGCCCUGGGGCAUGCAUCAUCAUCGCUUCACUUAUGUCCUCCAUUACACCUUCGCAGUCAGCAUAGGGAGUCGGAACCGGGGCUGCUUAACAGUUGUUUCAUCGACGCAUGUACCGUGGCGCUUCACUGGACUGCCUCGAAGAUUCUGAUGGCGUAAUUCGGAACUGGUUGUGCACUGGCUGCGCUUUUACAUUGCACCGAGAGGAUGUUAGGGGAGGUUUGAGAGAGAGAAAGAGAGAGAGAGAGAGAGAGAGAGAGAGAGAGAAAGCGCUUGACCUAAAGGUGAGUGAUGAUCGUGCUUAUUACCUUUUUACGCAACUGCGGUGAUGGUGCUUAGGGUUUGGCGAGUUUUGAAGUUUGCAAGGGGGGCUGGCGAGUUUCGUUGAUAGUUGCUGGCGUGGCGUGAGAACAUUAGUUACCGAAUGUUGAUGGAAUUGGGGUUUGGGAGCGAGGGUGAGGUGGACAGAGGUUGAGCAGGGGUAAGGGAAUUAGUGAGGGAAUGGGAGUAGUGAGUGGAUUGGAAUGUGUGUAUUCAAGUUGGAAGUCAAGGUGAAUUGUGGAUGGUGUUGCAUUGCCAGUGUUGCGAGUGCCGCAAGUCUGGAGUGAUGGAUGGGGGAGAUGGCACACAUGGUUGAUGGGUUAGGAUUUCUUGGAAUGGGUGAGUGUGAUUUUGGAGGGUAGUUUUUUUUUGGUCGCGGACGGGACAAUGGAGUAUUGUGAUGAAGAUAUGGGGUGAUGGUUCAGACUGAGCAAUAGCUCCGAGGUUGAUUCUUGCAUGAAGAUUUCGCCUUUGAUUUGUUACGCUGUGUCGCGAGAUUUAUGACACGGUUUGCUCACUUCAAUCGAUGGAAGGUGGACCUGUAAUGGUUACCUUCUCGUACUGGAUUAAAAUGCGAGCAGAGUGAAGAUCAGUCUGUUUGUCGAUGGUGAAAUUGAGAUGGAUGCCUCACUGCGAAGGGAGUGUUCAGCUCCAGAAGUUCCUCUGCAAGUCGAGGCCUCUGGCGGCACAGAAGCUGGUUACAAUAUUGGGAAGCAAGGCACCUCGGGCGUUUUAGAAGCGCAACCAACUGGAGUAUCAAGUGUUGAGCCGAUGCAAAAUGCGGAGGCUUCACCUUUAGAUGGCAGCUCAAAAAUGCCAGUUCACGUGUCGAAAGGGGGCACUAAUGAAAAUUUUAGGGUUUUUGGCUCCAGUACAGCUGAGAAUCUUGUUAUGCCUACUCUCCAAAAUUCUGACAACGGGAAUGUUGAAACAUUGAAGAAAGAGCAUGUGCUGAGUUUGAAAAAGAGUUCAAUAGAGAAUGGAGCAAAAAGGGAGAGCGAAUUAAGUAAUGGGUCCAAGGGUGUUCUCAAAGACAUCCCGCCAAAGUCGCAAGUUCCAAUGCGGAAAUUGGCAAGGAAGAGUGGGUUGUUGAAAUCAGAAACAAUCCCUGCGCCGAAAACUGAGUUAUCUGUUGCUGAUGCGGUGAAGGAAGGGAUACUGAAGAAAGAACGAGAAGAGCAAGAUAGGAAGGAGGCAGUAGAUGCUGUUAUGGAAAUUCAUGGUGUGAGGAAACAAGUUACCGGGCAUGCAGUUUCCUUCCCUGGAGUAGCGGGGCCUGAAAGUGGGAGAUUAUGUCAUUGUUGUAGUCGGCCAGAAAGUUCCAAGUCCACUAUAUUUUGUGACAAGUGUGAAAGGGGCUUUCAUGUGGAUUGUGUGAAACAUUGGCCAAAACCGGCUCAAGAACUUGAUGUAUGGCACUGUGGACCUUGUGGUCUACAGCCUGGUCACUACUGGCCCUUGGGCAGGGUUUUAAUAAUUUAUGAUAAUGCAGUUGCGGAGUACAAAAAAUAUUCUUCAAGUUUCUUGACGACUUUGCAGAGGAAGGAAGAAUCGAGCUUUGGUACCUUUUCACAAGGCAUGGGUCAAACGACACAUGAGAAGUCUGACGGACUUGAAGGUGUUGCAAAAGUUAAAGUUAUAAGAGAUUUUAAGAAAGAAGCGAGAAAGGGAAACUCUAAAGUAAGCAAGGCCGUUACCUCCAGUGUAUCAGUUGUUUCAAAGGCAGGUCCUGGGAUGCCCUUGCAUGUUAAGGAAUUUGGGUCAGUGACUGAUAUCGAAGCGUCAGGAGAAUCCGUACAACAACCAAAGCCGCUUAGUUACUCUGGGUUUGUACCUAUACAGCCCAAAUCUUCGUUGAGCUCUAUUGCUCCGAUUGUGAAUUUCAUGGUCCCUCCUGAAGCAAAUGCUGUCAAGACGUUGACAUCUCCAAAUGUUCCCAUUCCGCCCAGUCAUCAAUCAAGGAAUAUCUUGCUGUUUAAUGAAUUCACUGUGAGUAGCACACCAGGUUUUUCUCACACAGGGUCCAUAUCCUCACAUGUGGCGGAACCUAAAGUUCUGUACACGACGAGUAAAGACUCAACAGGUCCAACAGCUUUAAGCUCGAAAAUUGAAAUUGCUUCAGUUCGCUCUCAGCAUCAGAAAACCUCAGUUAUGGAUCAGUAUGCUGCCUCACCUAAGCCAAAUUUAUUAGGCUUUUCGCAUUUGUCUUCCACCCCGAACCAAAUGAGUGUCCAGCAGAAAACAGCUCUAGCAAGUGGAGCUGUUAGCAUAGAGGUUUCAUCUACGGAGAGACUCAGGCCUUUUGCAGUUGGAGAACGCUUAACAGAGAGGGAGGAACUUCUGAAAGAAGCAAAAGAUUCUCUGAAUCAGUUGCGAACGUUCAUAACUGCUCUUAAGGGAAACCUUGCAGAAGACUGGCGUGUUAUUUUAAGGAAGAGACCUACGGGUGCUCAAGAGAAGUUUUAUCUCUCUCCAGCUAAACGGAAGUACAGGUCUAGACAAGACGUGGCUCGGUUCCUUGGCCUUGUGGAUGAUCCCAAAUGUCAGAGAACAAAACCUUGCAAUCUCGGGACUUCAUUAGAUAAGCCAUUGGACAAAAACAACUCCCACCCACCAGCAAGUCAAGCCAAUGCAGUGACAAAUUUGCCCAUGUUCUGUGGAGAUGUGAUGAUUGAGAAGCUUGGGGUAAUCGACUCUCGGCCGACAUAUUCUGAUGAGCAUCACAUUUGGCCUGUUGGUUUUCGGUCUUCUUGGCAUGAUCCUGAGACCAGAUCAUAUUGUAUAAGUGAAGUAGAGGAUGGUGGAGAAUUAGGACCAAUUUUUCGUGUCACAAGAAAGCUCGUGAUAGUUCCUGCAAACGGCAAAAAUGAUCUUUUGGCAACUUCGAGCUUAGGGGAAGCUGCAUUGGAUAUAAGUGGUAUUCCUGUCGAACCCAAGAAAGUAAAGAUUUGGGAGGAUAUAUCUAGUUCACAUGAGGUCACAUCGGAAGUAGUCAGUGCUAAGAUAGGAGAUAGUAGCAUAUUCAAAGUGCCCACAGAAGGCAAUCAAAUAGAUGCUCAGAAACAGCACACAGAGGUAUUUAACAAGCACGCUUCCAAGUUUGGAGUGAACAUUGAGGCAGGUAGUGAGAAAGAGGGGGUUUCCCAAUUUGAAGAAGCUCGUGAAGGUAAAACUAGCAUUAUGAACGGUGACCCUUCAAGUGCUUCAUCUACUAAGCAGAUUUUAGCUAGUCACUCUAUCGGUCAAUCUAUUAUUGACCUCACAGAAGAGAAAGAACUCCCCCUAAAGCCUCAUUCGGAGACUGUAUUAGAUAUCAAGGUGUCCGCUUCAGAUGUCAAGGGUGAUCUCAGUACCAUAGAUGUGACGAAAGAUGCAUGUGCCUCGGAAAACGUGAAAGUGAACCUUCACCAUUCCGAGACUCCACCUGUGGUGAUUGAACUAUCUGAUGAAGAGGAUGAGAAACCUUCAUCUUUAGUAUUUUCAGACAAAGCGUCAGCUGCUGCUAGAGAAGGCCCUGGAAAAGCUUCGGGGUUUUCACUACCGCACAUCAAACCUCUCCCAAAUAACUUGAUGGAAGAGCUCACUGUGGAAGCUCGAAGGCCCGGUGAAGCCUGGAAAGUGUUCGGUAAGAAAUUUGUAGAGCAGUGCAAGAAAUCCUUGGGGUCCGGUCUUAAUUGUGCUGUUCCCAUUCUGGACGCCACCAAUGACUACGUGAUUUACAAUUCAGGCACUUCUACUCUUUGGGAUGGAAGCACUGACAUUGCAAAUGCAGCCUUGUUAAAUCAGAAGAGUGUUGAUGGAAGUGAGACAACAAAGGCUCUGUUUUAUGAUAGGCUGGAGAAGAGGUUAGGGGAGGAUCGUUUUGGGCUGAAUUUACCAGUAGUCCAGAACAUGAUUAAGGCUCUCCGAAUUGGGAAGCCAGCAGGUUAUGAUGAAGCAUGGGUGAAGGGAGUUGAUCAGAUUGAUGAAGCUGCACAUACCGCAUCCUUGUCUUUACCAUCUCAGAUCAAAGAAACUGCUGUGACCCCGUCUGAUCCUUGGAAAAGGAAGAAGAGAAAGAAAAAUCUUGAUUUAUUAGCUGAAGGAAAUGUGAAAAAGGGGAAACCAUCAUCUGCGGAACCGGCUGCUCUUCAUCCAUUAGACUUGAGAGCAGGGGAGCAAUUCGGAAUCGAAAAAGUUGUUUUCCGAAACUUGCCACCUGUUUCGUCCACACCUACACCUCUACUCGCUUCGGCUAUUGGGUUAGGACAAGCAACUGGACCCAUAACGACAGCAGUGGCAGCAGCAGCAGCAGCAGCAGCAGCAGCACCCCCGCCUCCUGUAGUUAUAAUUGAAGAGCCUCGUCAGCCACCUCCAGCUGGCGAGCCUAUUUUGAAGAGGCUUCCUUCUGAGUUGGUCGGAGAUUUACUUCAGGUGUGGGAGUUCUUGUGUCGAUUCUCAGACUUGUUUGGGCAAGACGUGCGCUUCACGCUUGAGGAUCUGGAAGCAGGUCUACUGGAUGUCGGACCUGUCAGAGAAGUUGAAGUUACGACAGAAGCCAAGGACUGCUCUGAACUUUCUGGUAGGAAGGGAAGGGUGAGCACUGUGGUGGAUUUUUCUGAGCCAAGUGUGAGAACUGGGCGGGAAGGAGUUGAAUAUGUGGUUGAUCUCUCCGAAUCAUCGGAAAGAGAUCCAAUGAAGGGCGACAAAGUCUUGAACAAAUUCAUUGGCACAGCAGACAGAAGUCAUGAGAGUGCAGAAGUCCCUGACCUUGGGCAAGGAUUUAAUGCCGUAAUGGGGAUUGUGGAAGAUGCUGAAAUGAAAGAGGAAUGUUGCGAGGAUUUGAAACUUGAGGGGAAGGAGUCGAACUUGCAUGCAUUGGAGGAAGAACAAAGUGGAACGAAAAAUGCAGUUGAAGUAUUUAAAGGAACAGUUAGCAAGGGAAUUGCAUUUUUGGCAGAAGCACACAUUCCCUUAUUAAAAUUUCUUGUAUCUGAUCUGAAGUUUCGAAUAUCGAGGGGUUUAAAUGAAGACGAAGUAGAGGAGCCAAAAAAGAGAGGAAGGAAGCGUAUUUGUGAUGUAGGACCUCUCCCUCCUGAGUUUGGUGAUGAUCUUCCCAUGAACGCAGUUACAUGGCCAGAAGUUGCUCAUAGAUAUCUUGUUGCCAUUUUAGACGUGAAAAAGCAUGGUGAUAUAACAGAGCUAGCUCCGGAUGAGCGCAAAAAGCUUAUGAGGUACUUCGAAGGAGAUGGCGGUGUGAUGGGUGGUGCUGUUGAGGGCGUCGUGGGAGUUGAAAGUGAUGCUCAGGUAUUAGCAGAAGCAGAGAAAGAGUUGACAGUAAGAAUGCCAAAAACAGUCGAGAAGGACAUAGUAAUUUUUGUUCCUCAAGAAUGGGAUGUUGCAUUAACGCCAAUUAAUCCGGCUCCAAAGAAAGCCAAGAACAGAAAGACUGGGGACCUGGACCCUUUACCAAAGUGGGUUGAGGCAUUGGAACCCGUACGCAAAAUGCCAACUAAUUUGGGUACAAAACUUAAACUUCAAGUUCAGGAAGCGUUGGAUUAUGAUCCUCCUGACUGGGCUAAAGGCACUUUAGAGUGGUCACUUAGUAAAGGCACCUUCAAAAGCAAUGCUGCUGGCACUACAAAGAGAGCUGUUCUGGAGGUCUUGGCCCAGUAUCAUGGUGAGGAGUUGAAGGCUAUAAACGCUCCACGUAUUAGAAAGGUGAAAGCUGCUCCAUCUGCGGAGCAUCUCAUGCAACGUUGUAGAAUUGUCUUACGUGAAGUGGCAAAAGCUGACAGCAAGCAGGUCUUUGGUAAUUUGAUGGGUGGUGCUUCUGCUGUCAAGUCUAGUAAAGAUGUAGGAACAUUGGCACGACCUUUAGACUUUCGAACCAUUGAUGCGCGCCUUGCUGCGGGAGCGUAUGGAGGGUCAACGGAUGCAUUUGCUGCUGAUAUGAGACAGAUUUGGAAGAAUGUAGAAUCAGUGCACAAAAGUGGCAGCGCAAUAUUGGAACUUGCCAACACCUUGUCUCAAUUAUUUGAAAAGCUGUAUCUAAAGCAGGUGGUGAGCCUAAUCAAGGGUAUGCCAGAUACCAAAGAUGACAAAGAGAAGGUUAGUGAUGUGGAUACAAAGGUGGAUGGCUCUGUGAGGUCUAAUAGUAAAGCGGGAACAAAAGGUUCAGGAAAUGCCGCUGACGACAAGCUUGGCAAAGCACCCUGGGAGGAUGAUACUACUUGCCGGGUGUGUGGCGUAGAUGAGGACUAUGAUAGUAUACUCCUCUGUGAUGGUUGUGAUGCAGAGUAUCAUAUAUAUUGUUUGGUUCCUCCACUUGAGAAAGUACCUAAAGGUAACUGGUUUUGCCCAUCUUGUGUGGCUGUGGAAGAAGGCUACCCAGAGGCACCCUCUCUUGGGGAGGCUGAAUUACGGGAAAUGCAGGAAGAAAAGGAACGGCCUGUGGCAGGUAGCAUAUUGAAAUUGGAGUACGAGGAUGAGAAAGUGCCUUCUAUUGUUCUAGAAAAGAAGCCUGAGGCGGAAAAGAUCGGAAGGGAGCUUAGAUCGGGGAUUGUGGCGGGAUUAGCUGUGGAGGAUGAGGCUCUUUGUGAAGAACCUGAUGCUCAUUUUCCUGCUGUGGAAAUCUCCGUGGAGGCCUUGCUUAAGAAAUUGGAAGAAAAAGAUUAUUGGCAAUUAAGUUUGCCAGAUAAAUUAUUCGUGUUGAAGUUUCUAUGUGAUGAAGCAUUGAAGACUCCUCAAGCUCGUGCUCAUCUUGAAAAAAGCGUAGAGGUUACCCUGGAGUUGCAGCAGCAGCUCCGAGAUCUGGUUGCAGAGCGCUUGAAAAUAGUGGUGCCCAUGGACGUUAUAGGCCAUACAAAACCUAUUGAUAAAGAUAAUUUACAGAAGCCUCAAACAAACUCCUUGCCAGGGCCAAGUUUAGAUACAACGGAGCUCAAAGAUGGAGUAGGGACAGCUGUACGAGCUUCGGGGCUUGAACUGGAGUCAUUAGGAGUUGCAGAAACCCCAAAACUGACUACAGUCUCAUUUCCAACGUCAAAUAGUGAUGAUGAUGUUCUAGUGAUCGGAAAAUUCAGUUCAAAAACGAUAACACAAGAAAACAAUGCGGGAGUUGGAAAGGUAGUGCAUGAUCUGGACCUUAAUGUUGAAGCUGGAAAGGAACCUGAACCUGAUCAUUUGCGAUCAGAUCACAAUGCAUCAUUUGGCACCAGCCCAGUAGAGUUGAACAAGGAGCGGCUGCUGGUGAAAGGUUUCGAGAAUACUAAGCCAGUCGAACUCGAUGCCGUUACGGCCUCUCAAACCGAGAAUACUGUUAAAGUAAUUCUGAAUCAACUAUCACCUGACCAAAAGCCUGGGUUACUGCAGGACUCUGAACAAAGAGCGUCAGAACAUCAUGGUAGGGCACGUGAAAGUGAUAGUGGCCGUAUCCAUGUGGCUAGCGUUACUGAGGGUGUAGAGGAUGUUGUUACUAUUCAGCCUGACGCAGCUUCUAGGCCAUUGAAUCCUUUGAAAAGGAGUCUUGUGAUAGGGGAGUCCAAUCUUCCAAGCACAAGUAUGAAUGGGCCCGAGAAUGUGAAAAAGGCUAAGAAAGAGGAGAAUGCUAUCCAAAGCACUCCGUCUGGUAUUCAUGGUACGGAGACUAAUGAUCCAAUCAAGGAGCCGUCAGAUGCUCAGGCAACUGCAUCAAAGAUCCUGGAAGAUAAAGAUGCCAGAACUAAGGCAUUACAGACUGCAAGAGAACUAGAUAUGAAAAUCACCAAAUUGGGGUCUAAACUUUUCAAUCUCACUUUGAGAAGAGAGCACAUAGGCACAGAUCAUCUUGGAAGGGAGUAUUGGGCAUUGACUGGGAUUGAUGGGAGACCCUGUUUAGUUGUUGCUGAUACGUCUGCUCCUCAGGAGCGAGCUGGCCAAGGCACUAAUUCUGGUUCUUGUAGUCAAACGGUAGAAUUUCAGGGCAUUGAAGACCGUACUACUUCUCCAAUAGUUCCGUCGGUAUCCAAAGGCUCAUCUGAGGAUAAAGAGAAAGACGUUUUAAACUUGAAGACGAUGCAGGAAAGAACCAAGUGGGUUCAUUAUAAAGGUGAUAAAGCUUUAGAUGAGCUGGUGAAGUGGCUCAGUCCUAGAGAUCAGCAUGAACGAGUACUUAGGAUUUCCAUCUAUCAUUGGCGAAGAUCAUUGUACCCGAGACAUCUUCUUUACAUGCCUGAUAUGAAAACUGCUGUCACCACGACGGAGCCAAGCAAGGUCGUUGAUGAGUCCAGGGCUAUUAAGGAAACGCCUUUCUCAGAGAUGGAGGAAAUCAGCCACAUUCGGAGUUUUCCUGCCGUAAAUGCAAGAAAGUUACUGCUGAAAAGACACACUGCACUUAACACCUCCAGUCGUAGUGACUUGGUACAUCAGAAAGAGUCUCACGAUUCAAAGGAGAUUCUGGAUAAAAAAUCCAGUGUGCUAAGGCGAUGUGAGUGCCUAGAGCUGCUAUGGGAUUCCCGAUACCAUUGUCUGUCGUGCCAUGAAACAUAUGAAUCAUCAGCUGAGUUCCAGACUCAUUCGAAUGACUGCCCUCCUGGAAGUAAGCCCAGCACUGAAAAUGGAUGCAAAGACACUCCUGCACUUAUACCUGCUAAAGCUAAGAAAGUUGCUCAUGAUAGCAGAAAACUUGCUGUGAAGAUGAAAAAGCUAACAUCUUUCGAUAAAGCUUCAGACUUGUCCCAAUCUGUUGCUAAAGUUGGGAUUACAACCAGAAGUGAGAGGUUAAGAAGAGUUCUGAAGAGAGAAAGUUUGCAACCAACUGUCGAUGAUGAUGUAGACAUGGACCCUGCUGAGUCUAUGGAGUUUCUACCCAAGAACGUUGAAAGCUUGCAAACUCAGAAGAUUUUAAGCACUGGAGGUGGGAAUCCUAUUGAGCACACCUCUACUGGUCUCUCGAAGGCAUUGGAAGGGUUUAUAAAUCCCUCUUCCUCGACAGUGUUGCCUCAUGCAUCAGGCCAACCCGUGGAACCUACGCAGGAGCCAAGAGUGGAAGCUGACACUUUUGAAGUCACUUUUACUGUGGAUGAUUUUGAUGCCAAUUCAUCGCCUUCACAAUUUGGUGUCAGGAGUGAGAAGCGGAUUUCGGAUUCCAAUCAAUUGCACGAGCUGAAGGUUCUAAACACCAAUCAGUUAAAUUUGAAUUGCUCAAAUAACCGGCACAACGGUCAAGGCAAUGCUGGUCUUUGGGUUGAUGACUUGAAUAUCUCUAAUCCAGGUGCCCGAGGAACGGACUUGAAUGCUAACCAGUUCAAUUGCUCAAAUAACCUUCAUGGAAAUCAAGGAAACAGCGGUGGUUGGGUGAAUGACUUGAACAUCUCUGACAAACAAGUCAGAGACCAGGAGUUGUUCCAUUCUCAGUCAAAUUGCUCAAGUAUUUCACGAAAUCGUCAAGGUAAUAACGGUGGAUGGAUGAAUGACUUAAAUAUCUCGAGCCACAGUUUUAGCGACCAGGUGAUGGAUUUCAACAGCUUGAAGUACGCGAGCUCUUCACAGGGUGGUCGUGGUAAUAGUGGCGGAUGGGCGAAUGAUCUGAACGUUGCUACGCAAGCCUUCAGAGAAGACGCUUCUUUAUUUGGGUAUCAUCCUCCUGCUCCAGCACUGAUUUCUACCCCUGGGUCUGGUAGAGAGCGAGCGAGUCAGAUUAAAUUUUUAAACCGAGGUCCAUCCUUUGCGUCACCUGUUCAAAGCCACCUUGCUUUUGAUUCCUCACUUAUGGUUGGAUCUUCUCCUGCUUAUCCAUCUAUGGAAAGUUUUAAUUCUUUAGAAACUUCAAACCCUGUAGCUUCCCAGUAUCAACAGUUUUUGUCCUCUCGUAACACCCUGAGCCAAGCACCUGUCCCGAACAGUAACUUCCUGCUCUCCUUAAAUGGCACGAACCCUAAAUCUGUCUCUUACAAUCAGUACCUUACCCCUUUAGAUCACGCAAACUCUCAGCAACUAAGUUUUCAGCAAUUGUUGUCCUCAAAUGAUUCUUUGAGUACCUCACCUUCAUCCUAUCCUGACUCCCUUCCCAGUCCAGAAAAUGCCAAUACCACCCCUCUAUCCCAUUCCAACCUUAUUCAUUCUCGUGACAGUAGAAACCCACAACCUGUAUUGUACUCCCAAGGCGUCCUACCACCUGAGAAUUUAAAUUUCGAUUCAACCAGCAAAUCCCCUGCUCUUCCUUUUCCCAAUUUAAAAUAUACAAACCAGUCUACUGCACCUUACGUUGAUUUGAACCCCAAUUUUAACCAGCCUGGGUCACGCCCCGGAGAUUUGAACAUCCAUUCUAAUCCUGCGUUGUAUGCUAACUUGAACCCAAACUCCAACCCUUCGACUUCACGUCAUGCCAGCUUGAAUAUGAACUCUAGUCCUUUGUACACCAAUUUUAGCACCAAUUCACACCCGUCUGCCUCACACCACACAGACUCGAGCAUCAAUCCUAAUCCUUCUUUGACCACUGACUUGAAUAUUAGUAACCCUCUUGUCUCAUUAUGUAGUCAGUUAUCCCUUAGCAACAACCUUGUGGACUCAGAAACUAAGAACUUUGAAGUGGGGAGGUUCAAAUCAAAUUCGUGGUUUGAUUCUCAAAGCACUCCGAAGCCGUUAACUGUAGAACGCCCUCCAGUUAUCCCUACUAAACCUACUGCAAGGCGAAGUGCAACUUGGGAUUAUCUGAUAAACCUCCCCUUGUCCUCAUCUCAAGGAAGUGAGAGGCUAGUUCAGAAGCAUCAUGAAUCUUCUGGACGUCACUCAUCACCUUCACCCAUUGAAGUUGGAUCACUACCUUUUGAUCUGGUGUUUGACAAGCCAAAGCGGGAAGAUUUGAAUGAAAGUACAGUUCCCGAAGUCUAUGGUACUCUUACUCUAGACCGUAUGCUUGAUGGGCAACAAGUUCAAAGUCAAAUCAAUAACUCCUGUCGUGAUACUGUUUCUAUGGGAGCGGGCUCCGUUACUUUAGAUUUGAUGCUCGAGAAACAGGAGCAAGAGCAUGGUGUUAUUCGUCGGACGACUGGUUCCAGUGAAUUUGGUGCUUUGUCUAUAGAUUUGAUGACUGUUCCAGAGGAACAGAUGGAAAUCGCGCUGGCUGAUACUAUGGACAUUGCCGAAGGAAGAUGUAUUGACGGUGUCCAGGUUGAACCCGUUGAAGCUGCUAAAGAAACCCGUAGUGGUAAUGUUCCAGAUGGUUGCUCUGGCGCUCCCAAAGAAUCAUGUGCAGUUGCUGCGCCAGCUAUCCCCCCUGGAAAUGAUAAACUUGCUUGUAAAGACCAGGUCGAAGGACAGGGAGAAGCAGGAGUAGAUAGAGUCGAGGUCGAACAAGGGGAGGGGAAUACAAGUUCUGAACAGAGAAUAUUGUUGCCGCCUUCUGUUCCUGUUGCCGGUGCGUCAAGUGCGAGGAAGCCAGUAAAAAGAUUUCCGGUGGCGAAUGCGUCAGUGCAUCCUUUGGUUGGUGAACAGAAAUACUUGCUGAAAGGACUGCAGAUUAGCUUGUUGGAUAUGGAAGCUGCAAUGGUGAAUGAUAUACUGGAGUCCGCCCGAGCUUCACCAAUACGGCGUCGUGCUUGGCGGGCAUUUGUCAAGUCAUCCUCUUGCAUCUAUGAGGUGACGAAAGCCAUUAUUCUCCUGGAACUCAUGGUGAAGGCGGAUUGUUUGAAGCCAAGCUGGGGUUAUUGGUCUUCAUUUUCUGCAGCUGCCCGGUCAUCCUCCCUGUCUUCUUUGGCUCUAAGGCUCUUUGCUUUGGAUUCAUCAAUUGCUUAUGAGUGGGUGAAGGCUGCAGAAGAUGGGAAGGAGACUACUCUUCCCAGCAAGAGUUCCAAGGCAAAGAAAAAGAAACCGUCAGACUUGCCUUUGCCUCCACCGCCACCUCUACCUCCUAAGCAGAAGAAAAAGAAGAAGAAGAAAUAGAGAAUUGAAGUUAAAGAGUAACAAUGAUUUUAGAUGUUCAUGCUGUCUGCCUGUUCUGUUCAUAGUGAGUUCCAAGCAUGGCGGAUAGUUUAAAGCUCACCUGCAGCUGAUGGGUACUCCAACCAGCGAUUUUUUGUCCAGCCCUUUACAGUUUAUUGAGGAUCAGCAGCGCUUCAUAGACCUGGCUCUCCUUGGGCUGGCCAGUCGUGUAUAUUCACUUUGUUUAUAUUCAACACGCCUGGGUCAAACAUUCUGCACUGACAAACAUUGUCGCACUCCAGCACAUUUCAUAGAA